Trypanosoma brucei brucei TREU927 is the source of this 342-nucleotide messenger RNA. RefSeq lists its product as hypothetical. The transcript has a single exon. The record is from RefSeq and is a predicted model, not a curated record. NCBI's taxonomy places the organism in Eukaryota, Euglenozoa, Kinetoplastea, Trypanosomatida, Trypanosomatidae. Gene Ontology annotation, cellular component: Set1C/COMPASS complex. Bases 1 to 342 code for a protein of 113 amino acids.
AUGGAGGGGAAGAGUGAAGCCACUGUUCAUGCAUCUUUUGGUGAACCCGGCUCACCCGCUACGGACGUGCAGAAUCAAACGCGGGGUCCCACACCAAACAGGGAAGGUAUGUGUUCCGGCCCCUCUGAUGAUUUACCAAAACCACUCAGUGUACCGGAGUAUCUGGAGACUCAUGUAAUGGCCGUAUUGACGGAAGGUUUAGAGGAUCUCUGCCGCCUUCGGCCCGCUAAUCCAAUAGAUCACUUGGCACUCUUCCUUCUUCGUCACUCUCAGAGUAACACCGCAACAGAAGUUGAUCCUAGAAAUGUAACACCGGUGGAGGCACCGAAAUCCGAUAUGUGA